Messenger RNA from Paramuricea clavata, 8683 nucleotides. Lineage: Eukaryota; Metazoa; Cnidaria; Anthozoa; Malacalcyonacea; Plexauridae. The record is from the annotation of a GenBank genome assembly.
GUUUUUUUAAGAAAAUUAAAAUUUCCCCUUUGCUAAAUUGCUAUCCACUGAGAAAUGAUUGAAAAUGGCUUCAUCUCAACCGACAGUGAAUAUCGAGCAGCAAAUUUUGACUAUUAUUGGUUCUACUGUACCAAACGAAGCGAAGAAAACUUUAAUAGAGUACUGUUGUAAACAUUCACUUGAAAUAUUGGAGAAGGAAAGAUGUCAUGGUGUUUUGAAACUCGCCAUUGAAUGGAUCGUGUGUGAAUCUGAUGCGUUGUUGAUUGACAGUGGUCGACUGUUGUUGAAGACUUGGGCUCAGAAUAAAACAACAGUUUUAGUAUCAUUCUUUACUGAAUCUAUGUUAUUAACCCUGCUUAAAGCUGACAAUGCCGCACCGUCUCAUAUACUUUACGUCUUAAAUUGUGUUUUCCCAUAUUUGAAGACGUCGUCAAAAAUCUACCCACAAUUAUGUAAAAUUGUGUCUCAGGAAAUUAUAACAUGGCUAACACUAGACGAUAUACAGUUUUGUGGAAGUCUAGCCAUGUUUUUAAAGGAAAAUUCAGAAUGUUUACCAGAUGAUAAAGAUGAACUUUUAAAAACAAAUAUUCUGUCGAUUCAAUGUCUUGGCAAAACCAAAAUUCCUAACGCAUCCAAGGAUGAAAUGAUUGAAUUUUUCGAUAAAGUACAGGAUAUUUGCGAAUUACUGCAUAUGAUUUGGGAUAACGAUUCAUCUCAAGGUUUCAUAAUGAUGUCAGUCAAAGAAUGCUUUGAAAUAUUGUCAAAUCCUAGCUACCAGAGUACAGUAGCUUUAACAAGUCUUACUAAUUAUAUACCAGAUCAUAUCAUUAACUCUCUGAUAUAUGAUGUCACUAUUUCAACCACUAUAACAGACAAUGACAUUUUCUGUGGGUUAUCAAAAAUGAUGCAGUGGCUUGUAUGGCCAAAAAAGACAAAAGUUGCAAUGUGGCUUUUGACAUUUUUUAAAUGUUUAGUAAAAGUUGGGAAGAAAAAUGUUCUACAACGGCUUAUUCAUGAACGAAUAUUACAAGUGAGUGGAAUACCGUAUUUACUCAUUUAAGAGCCACCCCCAAUUGAGUGCCGCAUAUAAGAGCAAAAUUAUCAAAGUGCGACGCCCUCUAAUAAGCGCCACACUUUAUUCACAACAAUGCAGCACUUACUUUUACUCGCAUCGUCUGAAAAAUUGUUUGCUAUGCUCAACCAUGGAAAGAAAUCACUAACACUGAAAAUUUAAAGAGCACCAUGGUCCUUAAACUAGUAAAUGAUUGACAAUGUACCCUGGUGUGCCAUACUGUAUUAUUUUACUCUGUCUAAUGCCUGAAAUUUUACUAAUCAAAGCCAGGUCUGGACUGCCACUCGAUAGGUUAAUGAAAAAUUAAGGUUUCAAGACCUAUUCAUAAAAGUUGCGAUAUAAUCUUGAACGGUUUCUACCAGUGUAGGUAGUGCCAAUAAUAACAAAAGUUUUGUUGGUAGAGAUGCAACUACCUGACAAAUACAAGGAGAAAUUUGACAUUUCAAGUGAAGGCCCUUCAUCAGGGGUAGCCGGGGUUGGGAAAAUUACACAAGGGGGGGGAGGACAUUGGGAUUUACAGUAUGGCGAUAUUAGCUUAUUUUUCUUACGGUAUUUCGGUAUUUUCCUUGAAAAAUUGCGGUAUUAUGAUAUUGGAAAUCUUGUGGUACACAGUAUUUGCAAUUUUGGAUUCAAAAACUGCGGUUAUUGACAAAAUUUGCUUGCAGUAUUACGGUAUUGAAUACCGAAUAUAAAAGCGAUUGUGAGACAAAAAAUAAACCUAUAAUGACGAUGAACUAGUCACAUACACUCGUGAAUCAUUUUAAAAUGUACGUUUAGUACACUGUGUAAGUUUAGUGUACUGUAGUACCCAAAUAUCCUAAAUAUUAUAUCUAGAAAACCUUAUGUGAAAAUUCAGCUGAUUUUGUUAUAAAUUUCAGGUCUUCAGUAGAGUCUUUAUGCCUGUAAUCCGUGAAAGCAACUUUGUAGUUCUGGUUAACAUGCUAAUGUACUGCUUGGAUUCACCUGUAGCCUUCCACCAGGUAGGAGCUAUAUUAAAAAAUAACAAGAGUGUACUCCAUAAAAGAUCUUUAGGUGUAUUUACCAUUUGUAUACUGUAGAUUUAGGCGUAUUUUACAUGUAUUUACCAUUUGUAUAGAUUAUAUAAAUUCUGUGAAGAAUAGCUAUAAAAAUUGAAUGGUUUUAUGGUUUUCGUCAUUUAAUUAUAUUCUGUACUGUGUGUCAUGUAUCUAAGAAGUCAAACCUUCCAUUCUUUUCUUAGAUUAUUCCAUUUGUUCCAAAUCUCAUGGAUCGUUUACGAAAUGAAAAGAAAGAGCAAUCCAAUAACUAUUUAACUCCAUUGGGAGAAUUAAUGUAUACACUAAUGUACAGAUUUUCUAAUACUUCUGAGGUGGUUUAUGCACCUCUUUUACUCGCUUUGAAGGUAAGUAUCUGAGUACCGGUUUAAACACAUGUCAGUUGAAGGGAUUUUGUAGAUGGAUGGAUGUACUAGCUUCUGUACGACUAUUUCAAGUAAAAAUAUGACAAACCCUAUUACAUCAUUUUUAACCUGAAAAGAAGACUGGGCAGUGGGGCCGGUUGUUCAAAGCUGGGUUAGCUUAACCCUAGCCUAGGUUAAGUUUGGUUAACCUAAAAUUCAAAGCAAACUUCCAGACAGCUUGUCUAUGAAUUUGGAGAUAUUUCUUCAGAGAUCUUGUUUAUUUUAUAAGGGAGUGGUCAUUAUAUUUAUGGGGAGGGGGGGUUGGGAAAUGGGAGGGGGGCAAACAAAGUUUUACCCUUAUAAAUAGGGGGGGUCAAAAAAGUUUUAGCACAGAGAAGGGGGGGGGGUCAUAAAAGUUUUUGAACUUAAAUACCAUGUCUAGAGUUCUGAUUUCUAUAAUCACAAAUAGCAAAAAAGAAGACUCUGAAAAUGCUAUUUCCAAUGAUCUAGAGACUCAAAAUUUUCAAAAUUUCCCUGCUCGGCACUAACCAUGGUAGCGCCACAUGAUUGUGGAAGUCGGGCCCACUAAGUUUAACAAGCUUUCUACCCCCUGAGUGACCCAGUUGUGGUAUUUUCAUAAACAUACCAUGCAAGUACACUUAACUGAUCAGAUUCAGUCUAUCAACGCACAAUGUAACACUGUAUAUCCAAAAAUCUGUUUCAGUAAAUGCUCACAUUUCAGUUCUAGGGGUGGAAAAAUACAAAAAUUUUCUGGGGGAGAAUACCCCCAGACUCCCCUACUAGUACAUAUGAUACCACACCAAACUUUUUGUCACCAACAACCAUCUGUCAUCUCUCCACACUCAAUAUAGUAUGGUUUCUUUUUGUAGAUGCCCACCCCCCAGACAAGCCAGACAAGUUCUUAAAAAAACCCUGUGUUCAAAUCAUUUCGCUGUAUGAAGAUGGGUCAUGGGUUAGGGUUAUGGUAGGACAAAUGUUGCAUUGCAAAGUAGUAACACAUAAUAUAUAUUUUUUAAUCAUAUAUGGUUGAAUCAUAUUCACCAGGGUAAAACAUCAUGAGCUAGAUUAAACAGAUGUCCUAAUAUCUAACUUUACCUGCAACGCACACCUGUUUCGUUGCUGUUAAUUUUUCAAUCGACACGGGGGGGGUCAGAAAAGUUUCUACUUUUAUGAGGGGGGAGGCACAAAAAGUUUACCUUCAGUCUGGAGCGGGGGGGGGGGUCAAAAAAGUUUUCAAUCCUUAUUUUCCCCAUUUCCCAACCCCCCCCCCCAUAACUAAUGACCACUCCCUUAUUUAUUUAUUAUGCUUUGCCAAUUUCACACAAUCAUAUCUACACAAAUACAAACACAAGAAUAUACAAACUAUCAAUCAAUCAAUCAAUGCCAGGGUAUAUGCUACAGCUUUACGCCAAUUAUAGCAGCCCUUACAGAACGAACAUGACACAUUCUACAUUAGAUCUUUAGUAAUAUAAAAGGCCAGUUUGCACUCAGGAAAACCCUCCGCAGGAUAGUAACGGAAGGAAAGUUACAGUACAUAGUGCUAAAGUCAUUAGUUCCAACACCGUCCGCUCCUGCGGAAAAUUUUCCUGAGUGGAAAUUAGCCAACAAUGAAGCUAACAAGACCAACACAGGGACACACAUUAGAAUUAACAACAACACGAAUUUGAACAAGACAAAUUACGGGACUUGUUACAAGACAAACAUGCAGACUUCCAUGUUCUAGGAUUUUCCGCGUCGUAAAUGUUCAGAGCCGAUUUGUAAUAUUCAUAGAGAUCGCUUUUGAAACGACCUAAGCUUAUGUUCUUUGUUGUCAACUCUUUUGGCAGAACAUUCCAUACUCUCGCACACCUGGAUAUAAACGAUCUCUGGAAUGUUGCAGUCCUACACUUCGGUGUGGUGAACUUCAAACAGUCGGGGUCAGCUGAACGCGUUGCUCGAACGCGUUGCUUCUCCGAACGCGUUACUUCUCUGAAGUUUUGAAAUAAACAGAUGUGCAGAAAUACACAAAAUAAAGCAGCAGGUUAAAUUUUAACCCAGGGUUGGCGCUAACUCAACAUUGAACAACCGGCCCCUGAACCUUAAAUAGACAAUAUCAGGUGUCCGGUCCGACAUCUGACUGGAUAAAGAAAUGAUCUCACUACCCAGGCUAGCUGGAUAUAAUAUCCGGUGCAUCCCACUUGAACGUUUCAUGCAAAGGCUAAUUUUGAAAAUGUUGUUUAUUGCCAUCUGCACUGUAGAUGUAGACUGUGAUAUUUCCAAAUACUAUGUUGUAGGGUAUUCCCAAACCAACAGUGGACAUGAUGAACAAGUGGUUACAGUCUGUCAACAGUGGUUUUGCAAGUGAAGAACCUAAGAGAGCUUUCAUCUUCACACCAGAAAUGUUGAAUUUAACUAAGAACAAGAACAAGACUGGAUUGGUGAAUUUAGGAAAUACAUGUUACAUGAAUAGUAUCUUGCAAUGUCUCUUUAUGCUUGAUGUGUAAGUAUACCACAACUGUAAAUGUACACAUGACAGUGAGACAAUCUCAUUCCCAGGAUUCGUAUUUCCCUUGCAACUCUGUAAUCCAAGCUCUUUCUCAGAUCCUACAGUAGUACUGAGAUUAAAGUAUAUACCUUUCCUAGUGUACCUUAGCUGGAUUUCCACUUGCAAGAAAAAUUUCGCUAAAUUUCUUUUGAAUUGUGUCACAAUUCAAGGGAAAUCAAGCGAAACAUUUUGACGACGAAAUAUUUGUGGAAAUCCAAUAAUCAUGAAAAUUGAAUUAAUCAUUAAAGUUUUGAUAAAUAGUCGAUGCUGCCAUACGUUUUCGUCACAGGUUGUGCAUGUUUUGCCUUGAAACAUAUGUUAGAUGUAUGACGCAUUACCUACUAACAAUUCUGUCGCAUUUUUUUAAUGGGCAAACAUACUGAUGAUUCAUAACAAGUCAUUUCCCAGAGAAAUUGUGAUUGGGAAAUUUUGACAACAAAGAUAAUAAAGAUUGUUAAACACAUCUUUGCCAAAUGUUCAACUUAGAUAUAUAAUUUCCAAAAUAUUAAAAUAUAUUACUGUAAAUUUACAAGUCAUUUUCAUUUUAGGUUUCGAAAUGCAUUGUUCUCAAGAGUUGCGUCACUAACAAGACAUCCUGUUAUGUACAGUUUGCAAGACGUUUUCACAUUUUUACUUAUGUCCAAGGUAAAUUAUAGAAAUGCAUAAAAAAUUCCUUGUUACGUUUUUUAUAAGUAUUGUCGCGGGAGUAUAGGUACUGUAGUGGGAGAAACCCAUGCGGCUUCUAUAGUGUAACUGCAAAGUUGAUCUCCUGACAAAAAUUAUUUAGGUUUAUAUAAAAAAAACCAGAAAAUUGCAAGAUGUAGACUGUGAGAAUCUGCAAUAAGAACAAAGUAGUGGAGUAUUUAAAAAAGGAAAAACCUGCACAUGAUAACGAACGCCACGAAGUUCUGUAGUUGAUUAUAACAAUUUUAAAAACUCAAUAAUUCAUUAGAAAAGACAAAGGAAUCAUACCGUGUCGGUGGUUUUAUAUGUGAUAACAAAUCAUGUUAAUUAAUUGACAUAAACUUUAGAUAUGAUUUUCUCGGCUUAGACAAAAAAAUUAAAAAUUACUUUAAAAUUACUUCGCCAAUGAACUCAUAAGAUGGGUCGUUUUCUAACCCUUAAGCCAUUUAAACACUCACAGUCCGUGUUUUAUCAGAUAGCUAUAAGACAUUCGGCUGUCGCCUCAUGAUUUAUAUCUAAUAAACCACUCCUGCUCGUGUUUUAAAUAGUACAGUACGUAACACGAUAAAACUACAGAAUAAGAUUUCUAAAGAACGAGGCACAAACAGUGAUCACCUCAACCUCGUACCCAGGCUUUUUCCUUGAUCACUUUGGUUUCGUAUUUACCGCAUGAAAAGAGUAAUAAAGAGGUAAAUGUCGAGCACAAGUGAGCGCAAUCUGUAUACCAUUUCGCGCUGAUACAUUUUUUCUAUAUUUAGCGUGAUGCUAUAGCACCUGAGAACUUUGUUCGACAUUCUCGUCCUCCGUGGUUUCCCGCCAGAACGCAACAAGACUGUUGUGAAUUUGUUCAUUAUUUAAUGGAUAAGUUAGAGGAAGAAGAUAAAGCUUUGUUACAAGGUGGCACAGAAACACCUUCAGCGAUUACAAACAUUGUUGAAGAACAUUUUAAAGGCGUUCUCUGUGUUACAUAUAAAUGCAUGAGUUGUGGAAAUGAAUCAAGGCACAAAGAAGACUUCACGGAUAUAUUGCUAGCAUUCCCAGAAGUCGUUCCUCCUCAAACUGAAAAGCCUAAGUCCAAAGGAUUUUCAAGGGAGGAAGAAAAUCCCAAAAGUUUGAAAGGUGGAGAUCAAGUUAGAAAUUUUCAAGAAAGCAGGUACAAAGAAGGAUCCUUUGAAACUUCAAAAGAAAGUGUCUCCAAUGUUCAAACAACACCCAAAGCAUCAACGAAUGAUUCAACCACAGUAAAGCAUGAUCUCGGACAACGUUCCACGUUCACCAUUCAAGAAAUGCUUGAUUAUUUCAUGAAACCUGAAGAACUGUCAGGAAACAACCAAUAUUUUUGUGAUCAAUGUCGCGCUAAUGUUGAUGGAGAACGCCGUGUGCAGGUGGCGAAGUUACCAAACUUUCUCAUGCUUUCUUUGAAACGCUUUAGUUUUGAUGUCAAGAGUCAGACAAAACCAAAAUUAUUACAUGUUGUUGAGUAUCCUGAAGAACUAACUUUCUGUAGUGUCGGCGAAAGUAUCAUGUUAGACUCAAAGAAUUCCUGUGCAGAUGAAGACGUGAUUGAUGGAGGAGAUGGACAAGCUAUGGAUAUGUCAUGUUCACUACAUUCAUAUAAACUAUGUUCUGUAGUUGUUCAUUCAGGGCAUACUUGUGAAGCUGGUCAUUAUUAUAGUUACGCCUUGGAUACUCCAAGAAAGACGGAAGAUGCAACAAAACUUCAAUGGUAUUGCUUUAAUGAUGAAAAUACUCAUGAAACGUCCUACAAAGAUUUCCUGGAAAGAGAGAAGAGCAGUGUUUCGGACACAACGUAUAUUGUGAUCUAUAUGAAUGAUGACUUGGGAAUUGAUCAAACUUCUGAACAGUGUGAAGCUCCAGCCGACAUGAUUGAGAGAGUUAAACAAGAUAAUCUCAAGUUUCUGCAGGUAAAAUAAUAAAGUUCUAAACGAUCUUAAAUAAUUAUAACAAAAUAUAUACGAUCCUGUACCUAUUAAACAGAGGAUUCCAGGUAUGUCACUCGACUGAACUAAUGUUGAAGAUGGAAGUUUCCAGUGUAAGUUUUUAUACAUUUAUUAAGAUCUAACCAAGGGCAGCUGCGAAAAAUGCAACUAUAGGCCUUCUUGCGGGAAUCAAACCUGCGAUUCCUGUGCAGCGUUCUAACCAACUUUCCUCAGCCCACUUCGUGUCUUAUUGGAGAGCAGCGUAUAGCAUUUUUGCAGCACUGAGUUAUAUAUUUACAUAUUUAAUAAUACUAUACGUUGCUCUCCAAUAAGACACGGGGUUAUGCUGUUUUCAUAAAAAAUGUUUUUCAUGAAAAAACACUCAGAAUGCUUCCUUUUGCAUGUGUUAUAAAUACCUAUGCAUGAUUCAUUAAUUAAUGAAUUUGCUGUCCAAUAACUGCCAUCUUCAAUUUUUUCAGGAACGAUCACGUUCUACAGUGCAACAGCGUGAUGCUGGCCAAAGUCACAAUAAUGAUAAAGAUGACGGAUCUCCACCACCAGGGAGUUGUGGUUCUAAUGGUUCGAACUUUGCAAUUCCUGGGAAUAGAUUCAUUUUCUAGAAAUAUAUCUCCUAAAAUAUAAAUUUACGUAAAAACUAAGGACCAUGAAAAAAAAACUCAUGAUGAAUUAGUAUGUGUAGACUGUGGUUCAGUUUAGUGGGACAUGGAUAGUUACAGUAAAUAUAAUUAGCCUUUUCUCACAAUGACGAAUAAUCUGCCAUUUUUGGGUUAACCAAUGCAGACAAUUAAAACAAUGUGAAAAGCAAUUUUUCAAAAUAAACUAACCUUUUACAAAGCAAAUUUACCAUCAUUCGUCCAAAAAAUGAUAAAAAAGUCGCUGUUAUGUGGACAUUUUCUUGCAGACUUCGGCUGAAAAGCCACCCAAAAAUGGCGGCGUGAGAAAGGCUAAUUAAUGCCAAUUUUAUGGCGAAAGUAUAUGUUAUAUGUCAAGUGUUUGAAGGGUCUACCUGAAAUAAAUAAAAACUAUGCAGUCUCGUUUUCGUG